AUCUUAUUAAGAUCACUUCGGUGGAGAAUCCCUCAUUCAUCCUAAAAAAAAAAAUGGGUAAGGAAGACCAUGUGAUCCGUAUGUGUGGUUUACCUCGGUCAGCAACACGUGAGGAAGUCAUCCAGUUCCUUGCACCUGCCAAAGUGAAGGGAGGCAGAGAUGGUGUUCAUUUCACUGUGUACCCAAAUGAGGAAGCCUACAUUGAAAUGGAAUCCCAGGCAGAUAUAGAAAAGGCACUAAAAAAGGAUAAUGAAAAAAUGGGUCUUAGAUUCAUUCAAGUAUAUGCCACCAUGAGAUGUGUGAUGGCAUGGAAUCUCACACCACAAUAUGGUGGGUCCAAUUACAAGCAGGAUGGUUGUAUACGAUUGAAGGGACUUCCAUUAGACUGCAGAAAGGAGGAAGUUGUAAAUUUCUUUUCAGGGUUGGAGAUGGUUCCGAAAGGGAUAUACCUAUCAAGGAAGGAGAUGGGAGAUUCAUAUGUACAGUUUGCCAAUGAUGACAUUGCUGAGGAAGCACUGAAGAAGCACCGCCAACGUAUGCGAGACAGGUAUAUAAUACAGAUCUUCCGAAGCAGCCUUUUCAUGCUGAAGGCAGCAGUGGGACCGAAGAUGUAUCUUACCGGCAGUCUAGCACCAAAUGAUAUGGAGGAUAAGUUCAGUUGGGUGAGCCACUUAGGAGAGCAUGGCUGCAUAGGUGGAACUCGUGUCCCACUUGGAUCUGUGCAUCCCAGCAUGGAUGGACCCCCCAUGCAUGCCAGAGGAGGUGCAAGUGAACUUCAUCCAAGCAUGGGAGAAUACUCAAGUAUGGGUUACCCAACCCCAACUUCUUCCCUCUAUGAAAGCAGACCCAUGUUCAACCAUACCUCUGGUCAAUCUACCUACUCUUGUUAUCCUUAUAGUGAGGGAUGGAACAGGUGGGGACCUCCAGGACAAAGAGAUUCUAUGAUGCUAGGACAAGGAUCCAGGAAAGUUGUGGGGGUACCCAACCCCCUUCUUAACAGCUUGGGGCACACCCGACACCAUACAGUAGAGUGUGGCCCUCAGCAGUUCUUCAGGCAGCAUCUACAGGGCAUAAAAGGGAUAUUCCUGAACAACCAGCUAAGCGAUGGGAUGCUGGAAAAGAAGCGUUUGCAGAGGGAGAAGGAAGAACUGGAGAAGAUGAUGGAGGAGGAAAGGCAGAAAAAUAAGGACAUGGAAACAGAGAUUGAGAAAAUACGAAGAAGCUUCAAGCAGCUUGAAGUUACUAUGGAGACUGAACUCCAGUGUCCCAUUUGCAAUGAGCUAUAUGUACAGGCUGUUGUUGUGGAUUGUGGGCAUACUUUUUGCUCCAUGUGCAUUGAAAUAUGGUGCAAGAUGCAGCAGACAUGCCCCUCCUGCCGAUGUGAGGUCAAGACUUACCGUCGUCUUCUGAUGCUGGACAAUUACAUAAAUCGUUUGGUGACCAAUCUCCCUGAUGACAUUCAGCAGCAAAGGAAGGGGCUUCUACAAGAGAGAGAAGUAUCUCGAGAGUCUCAGCAAAUCACAGUGGAAGCAGAAGCAACUGAGGACAACGAAGAGGAAACUGAUGCUGGCAAUGAUGAGAGGGCCAAUGAAGAUGAUCAUGAGAGAACUAAUGAGCACAGAUGAAGAUGAUGUUGAGGAGCAAGGGGACUUGAGGUACCUCUACUGGUUCCUUGUAUGGUGUCAGCUAAUUGUCGGACAGUUCAUUUGAGAUAGAGGGACUCAAAAGGUCACUUAUUCUCAUAUUGGACCUGAUAUUAUUUUAGCAUUGGUUUCAUUUCAUUUUUGUUGGACUGAACUAUGUUGUAUUGACAAGAAAUGACAACAUUCAUUAUGCAUGGC
Molecule: messenger RNA, 1841 nt
Organism: Darwinula stevensoni
Lineage: Eukaryota; Metazoa; Arthropoda; Ostracoda; Podocopida; Darwinulidae
Source: the annotation of a GenBank genome assembly